UCAGGAUCAUUUACUCCCAAAAUUUUUAGAGGCAAGAGACAAGGGUCGAAUACGGGCUUUGCCAAGAGGGAGAGAGCGGGAAAAAAAAUCUCCAAACCUAACAGAGAGAAAGACUGGCAAUAAUUCUUAGGGAUAGGUCUUCUCUCUUUCAAGAUGAAAUGUUCAGGAGGUUGCCCGGCUAAAAUGGGCUCUGGCCUUCCUGCGGGCAAGAAACAGAAAGCAAUACUCCAUUGCCUGUGAUCAAACUUGGAAAACUCUUGCUCUGUCUCUUGUUUGUCUCAUCCAAUCCGUGAAGUUCAGUAGUUCCUUGGCUUUCUUUUACGUUUUAAGCUUAUUAAAGCAACAACGAUGGCGUCUCUUGUUUGCUGUCAUGCUAAUACUGGAAAAUUUAGGUUGUUAUAGUGCUCAGGUUCGGAUUAGAGCUUCCUCAUUCUGGAAAAUAGUAGAAAGCGAUGCUUUUGGAGAACCCGUGGCGUUCCUUGCAUGUUAUCCUGGUAAAACGAGGAACCCGUUGUUGUACUUGUGCUCCGGUUUCGAUUAGGGUUUUUUUCAAUUUUCAAAAUGGAAGAAACGUGUGAUUUUGGAGGACUCAUUUCACUAUUUCCAUGUUAUUCUGGUAAAGUGAGAAGCUAACUGUUGUUAUAGUGCUCUCAUUGUUGUCUAAAAAUGGAAGAGACUGAUGAUUUUGGGGAUCUCUAUGCUGUCUUUGAAAGUAACGUAAACCCAGAAGCUCAUUCAACAUCAGAAGCUCAUUCAACAUCAGUAGUUCCCCUACUUUUUGCAGAGACUGGGAAAACUUGUGUUGAAUUUCCUGAAAAUUCUGAUAAAAUAGAGAUAAGUGGUACUGGCACUGAUGAAUUGUUACUAUAUGGUAUUGGGGAAGAGGGGGAAUCGGAUGAAAAACCCCAACAAUGUGACGUGAAAAUGGAAGGGGACCAUUGUUUGGGUGGUUCUAAUAACGCAGUUGCUGAAGAAAACUAUGAGGAAGAUGAGGAAGAUUCAGAGGAGGAGAAAGAAGAUGGAGAAUGGAACCCAAGCCAUGGUAGUGAGAGUGAAGAUGAUCUUCACAUUGUUUUGAAUGAGGAAAGUGGGGUUUUCCCCCCUUUUGUUGCUGCAACAUCUCAGCAUUAUGAAUUGGGAGAAUGGAGCGAUGAUGAAGAUGAUGAUUUAGUGAUAGUGGCCAACCAUCCCACUAAGGAUCGAACAUGGGUUGAUGAAUCACAACUCCCAAAUGAUUUCUCAGAGCAAUGUGCAGUUGGUUCCACCAGUGAGAAGGGGAAUUUGCUAAAGGGGGGCAAUGGAAACUCCUCAAAUCAGUAUUAUGGUUCACAAUAUUCCCAAUUCAAGUAUGUUAGACCGCACACAACAUCAGUCGCAAGUAAGCAUGGAUCAUUACAUAAUCAAGCUGGAUUGCUUUUCCCCAAUGUCAAAUCGCAUGGAUAUGGUGGACCAAUGUCAGCACAAUCAUCUCCUAGUGGUGAUUUGGUUGCAAACAGUGGUGAUCAGCAGGUGGUUCUGUGUUCAGGAUUUAUCUCCUCCUAUAACUCUGGCAUCUCAGCACCAAAACAUAAUGGUUUUGAGUUUUCCCUUCCCCGUUAUAAGACGAUACUAGAUAUUAAUAUUGAAAGAUUUGAGAUGAAGCCAUGGAGGCAUCCUGGAGUGGAUAUUACAGAUUUUUUCAAUUUUGGUUUCAAUGAGGAGAGCUGGAAGGAAUAUUGCAAGUGUCUGGAACAACAUCGGCAACAAGCAAUGAUGCAAACCAAAAUUCCUGUUUACGAAUCUGGAAGGACUUCUCAGGCACAUGAACCUGACUUCUUUGACAAAGAAGUAGCUGCUCAAGCUACGGCAGAUAAGCUUGAUCAAGUUAGAACUGGGGAGAGGAUUUCAUUUACUGAAAAUAUGGUGAAAGGCAGAGUGAUCCCAGUUGAAGAUGGCUUCACUGAAAGGCGUCCUUCUGUAGAUAUGAGAAGAUCACGGCUUAGAGAUUCCAAUGUUGUGAUACAGAUUGCAUUGCAGGAUGAUAUGGCUCAUUCCUCGCCUGGAUCUGGAAAAUCAGGCAAUAUUAAUGCAAAUGUAGUAAAAGAAGAACAUGAGGAGAAAUCUGAAUCCGAAGGUGCUAUUUAUUCUGAUAAAACUGGAGUAGAUCCCACUAAAAGGCACUAUAAUGCUUCACUUGCUGCUAAAGAUAUACAUGGCCAUGAAAAAUUGGAGGGAAGUACAGGAGUCAGACAGAAUGCAAUAACAUUAGAUGGAGAGAACAGAGACAAUUCUUCUUCCAAUUCUGAGGCCAGGGAUGUUAGUGAUUCAAAGAAAGAUGCAGAUCCUUCUGCAAAAGGGAUAUGUAAAAGCUCCAAACAUGAUGUAAGCAAUUGUGAACUUGGAAGUGACUUGGAUUCUUGUGAGAACCAACUUAUGAAACAAGAAGACUGGAAAUACAACACUGGAACAAGGCUCCGAAGUGUGGCUGAGCUAAAGAAAUCCAUGGACUAUGAAGAAGCUUCCCUUCUCCAGCAUGAUAAAGAUUCAUUUUGUGGGCAUGAUAUGUUACUAUCUCGUGAGGUCUUGAGAGGAGUACAUGAAACCUUCAAUGGAGGAGAAGAGUCCUCAUUUUAUAGAGAAACUGUUAGAUAUGAUACUCACAACAGACGGUUGGGCAAAUGGAUUGGUCGAAGUUCAUAUAAUAAAUAUUCUCACCAGAAAGGAGUUCCAGCACAUAGAGAGCUGGGACCAGAAACGAGAGAACACUGGUUUGAGAGGGAAUCAUACUUUGAAGAGAGGGCUGCUUCAAGGGGUAUUGACAAUAAGUGUUACUUUCAUGAGAGAGAAGAGAAGCAUGUCCGGGAUCCAAACAGGUCUCCCUAUGUGGAUUGUAUGAGAUCAAGUCUGGACUAUUUUCCUGUUCACAAAGAAAGGGGAAGCUAUGCUUAUCAGAGAAGAAGGAUGGUACAUUAUGUUGGAGAUAGAAAGAGAUCAGAGGAGAAUGAGUACAUUCAAGAGCAAAGAUACAGAAAGAAAUCAGUCAGAGAAGAGCAUGGUUGGAAUGAAACAUACUCUGCUAGAAAACUUGAAGGCUUGCAUAGUAAUGGGGCACAGACUGAUCCUUUUGAUUCGUUGGGUUCAAAGAGGGUUGAAGCUUUCUCGAGACCACCUUAUCAUCGGUCUCUGGACUCCAAGAAGGUUGUGGGUUUAGUCAGCCCACAUCGAAUACAUAGUGGCACUUCGCGAGGGACUUUCCUGGAGGAUUCUUGGGCCGGUAGGGAAAUUGAAGAAGAGUAUCAAAGAGAGUUUGAUUAUGGAAGUGCCUACUAUAAGAAUCACAGAGAGGAAAUAGGCUGGCCAUCCUAUAAAGAUGUCUUUGAUGAGAAACGAAGACAUCAAGAACGAGAUGGACCACCCACCCAAGAGGCCUCGCAAAUAUAUGGAAGGGCCUCACAAAAUUAUCAUGAACGUGGUGAUUAUGAUUCUUCUCAUGUUAGGAAAUUUGUAGAAGACCAAAGAUUUGAUAAGGUUAAAAAUGGGUUGACUGGAAAGAGUAGAGUAUCAGAGCUUUGUAACAGAAUCAGUUCUAUUUCUAAUGUGUAUGACAUAGAUAAGAAGCAUGGCCAGACAGCCACAUGCUGCAAAGAAUCAGUUAACUUCCAUAUGAUUGGUUGGGAAGGAAAGCAACCAAGAAGAUCCACUGGUGCACGUCAUAUACCUGAGGAUGAAAUGGCAGAUUUUCCGGAUUCAGAUCAACUGCAAAGGGGAGGAGAGAUCGGGCCUCGUGUGGUCCAAGAUAAUCAUCGGCAAAACAUUAAUUCAAAGAUUGAAAGAGUAAGCCAUCGAAACAAGGAGUCCUCUUCUGACCACAGUGACGAUAAAUGGCUUGACAAGUUUCCAAUCACCCAAAAUAAAGAAGAUGGUUCUGGGCAGCAGAAAAAGGAUGCUAAAGUGGAAGAGCCCAAAAAGAUUGAGGUUACUAAAACUGUGAAGAAGAAAGUGUCUAAGAGAACCACACCAAGUUCAAUAAUUAAAGAAAGGUUUUCAGGUUCUAUGAACGAAAAAGCACAUCAGAAGGGUGCUAAUGACAACAACAAGAUGGUCACCAAAAUCAAUAAUGAACGAAUACUCGAGACCAUGGCAAAGAUGGAGAAAAGGAAAGAGCGUUUUAAGGAGCCUAUUGUUUCCAAUAAGGAGCCUGAAAAAAUCUCAAACGCCCCAUCUGUCAGUAUUCAGGUCGAAGAAACUGAAGUUAAAGGCCAGAGACCUCAACGUAAAAGGCGAUGGUGUGGCAAUUAGAGUUAAAGAAGAAGUGGGUGCACAAUACCUGCUCAUCCUUCUCCAGUGCCUUUCCAAUAAUAAUAGUAACAAUAAAACAAACAAAACAAAGAGAAAAAUGAAAGGACGUGAGUUUAGUCAUAGAUUUAUUUAGACAUUAUUCGGCCAUUCACAAGGUACCAUUUGCAAGCAAAGCAGAUUGGCUUUUCUUUGAGGAUUCAUCCUGUGAGGUAUGUAUUACUUAAUUGAGGCAUCUUUAUUAGUCUUUGUCCUUAAAACAUUGUUCAUUCAUUUCAUUAUUUGAAUUUCCUCAGUUGAAAUCUGUUGAUGGAAA
Amborella trichopoda is the source of this 4591-nucleotide messenger RNA. RefSeq lists its product as uncharacterized. NCBI's taxonomy places the organism in Eukaryota, Viridiplantae, Streptophyta, Magnoliopsida, Amborellales, Amborellaceae. Gene Ontology annotation, biological process: mRNA processing. The record is from RefSeq and is a predicted model, not a curated record.